AUGAGUGCGACUUAUGUUGACCAACUGUUAAAUUCCACCCUCAUUCAGACGAUACUUGCGUACGUCGACCACGUCCCGCACAUCUGCAGCGAGACUCUAUUAUCCCUAGCGGACAGGAGAGCCGUGCAAGAGCUGCUGGCGGGGAUUCCGCAGUCGCUGCGGUUCGACGACUUCCAGUCCACGCUGCUCUACAGCUUCUUGCUCUUGUUCACAAUCAACAUUGUUCUCAUCUGCAUUGCCUGGAGUGUGUUUGGAAAGAGCAUUUGUGAACGGUUUAUGAAACCAGCUACUUCUAAGGCUAUCGAAGAAUUAAAAGCAAGUGUAUCGAGACUAAAACUUCCCAAAGAACACACACCACGGAUCUAA
This is a messenger RNA of Dalotia coriaria, 366 nucleotides long. RefSeq lists its product as uncharacterized. The transcript is spliced from 2 exons. Lineage: Eukaryota; Metazoa; Arthropoda; Insecta; Coleoptera; Staphylinidae. Bases 1 to 366 code for a protein of 121 amino acids. The record is from RefSeq and is a predicted model, not a curated record.